AUGCAUCUGCUGGACUAUGUCCUCGUCCGAAAACGUAACCAGCGGAACGUGCUGGUGACAAAGGCGAUCGCGGACGCUGAUGGGUGGACCGACCAUCGCCUCGUCAUCUCGAAGAUGCGUAUUCGCCUACAGCCUCGCAGGAGACCACAAGGUAAGCGACCCCCAGUUAAGCUGAAUGUUGCCUUGUUGUCUUUGCCCGCUCAUCAUCUUCAUUUCAGCAAUGAGCUAGCUCAACGGCUAGACAACCUCCCCAUCGCCGAUGCCGCCGCUGCAGAGAACGCAUCUGUGGAGAGCAGAUGGUGUCAACUGCGAGACACGGUCCAGUCGACGGCGCUCGCCGUCCUCGGUCACGCUCCCCGCCAACGCCAGGACUGGUUGGACGACAACGACGCCGCCAUCAGAAAUCUGCUUGCUGAGAAGAACCGCCUACACAAAGCCUACGUAGAUCACCCCACUGAGGACAAAAAAAGCUGCCUGCUACCGCAGUCGUCGACACCUUCGGCAACGUCUGCGCGAGAAGCAGGACGCCUGGACUGCUCGCAAAGCUGAGGAGAUCCAAUGCUACGCGGAACGCAACGAAUGGAAGAACUUCUUCUCCGCGAUCAAAGCUGUCUACGGUCCGCCGACGAAGGGCACUGCUCCUCUCCUCAGCGCCGACGGCAGCACUCUCCUGACUGAGAAGACGCAGAUCCUGCAGCGAUGGACCGAGCAUUUCCGAGGCGUCCUCAACCGCCCCUCCGUCAUCUCCGAUGCCGCCAUCGAGCGUUUGACACAAGCGGAGCCCAACACAGACCUCGACCUCCCGCCAUCCCUACAGGAAACGAUCAGGGCCGUGCAGCAGCUCUCCAGUGGGAAAGCACCCGGAUCGGACGCGAUCCCUGCUGAGGUCUACAAGCACGGAGGUCCCCUACUGAUGGAUCACCUGACUGCGCUCUUCCAGUAGAUGUGGCGUCAAGGUGAAGUCCCGCAAGAUUUCAAGGACGCAACAAUCGUGCAUCUCUACAAGCGAAAAGGGAAUCGCCAAGUCUGCGACAAUCACCGCGGCAUCUCCCUACUGAACAUCGCCGGGAAGAUCUACGCUCGCAUCCUUCUCAACCGCCUCAAUAACCACCUGGAACAGGGCCUUCUGCCGGAAAGCCAGUGCGGCUUCCGUCGUCAUUGUGGGACCACAGAUAUGAUAUCCGCUGCCCGUCAACUUCAGGAGAAGUGUCAGGAGAUGCAGACCCACCUGUACUCCACCUUCGUGGACCUGACGAAAGCCUUCGACAGGGUGAAUCGUGAAGGACUGUGGAAGAUCAUGCAGAAAUUCGGCUGUCCGGAGCAAUUCACUCAGAUGGUGCGUCAGCUGCACGGCGGCAUGAUGGCGCGAGUCACGGACAACGGAGCCGUCUCAGAGGCAUUCGCAGUGACCAACGGAGUGAAGCAGGGAUGCGUGCUGGCACCCACCCCCUUCAGUCUUAUGUUCUCUGCCAUGCUGAUGGACGCCUACCGCAAUGAAAGCCCGGGAUCCGCAUCGCCUACAGAACGGACGGUCACCUGCUGA
Spirometra erinaceieuropaei is the source of this 1543-nucleotide messenger RNA. Lineage: Eukaryota; Metazoa; Platyhelminthes; Cestoda; Diphyllobothriidea; Diphyllobothriidae. The record is from the annotation of a GenBank genome assembly.